AUUAUAUCAGCAUAGAAGUAAACAGGAGGGGUCAGUAGAGUCAUCAUACGGGCGCUGCAGGUGGUGUCUGCUGGCAUCGAGGCACAAGCACAGCCUGAGAGCCAUGGGGAACACCAAGAGCACCGCCCUGUCGCGCGAGAUCUUGGAGGACAUCAAGCUAAACACCAAAUUCUCGGAGGACGAGCUCACCGAGUGGUACAGCUCCUUCAUGCGGGACUGCCCCGACGGACGCAUCUCGCGAGAGCGCUUCGAGAAGAUCUACGCGCGCUUCUUCCCGAACGCCGACCCCAAGGUGUACGCCCAGCACGUGUUCCGCUCCUUCGACAAGAACAGCGACGGCACGCUCGACUUCAAGGAGUACAUCAUUGCGCUGCACCUCACGUCGUCCGGCAAGACGCAGCUCAAGCUCGAGUGGGCCUUUUCCCUCUACGACGUCGAUGGCAAUGGCACCAUCAACAAGUCUGAGAUCCUGGAGAUUGUCAAGGCGAUCUUCAAGAUGAUUCCUCCCGAAGAAGUGCAUUUGUUGAAGGAUGAUGAAAACACACCUGAGAAGCGCGCCGACAAAAUCUGGAAACAUUUUGGGAAAACUGACAAAGAUAAGCUGACAGAAGGUGAAUUUGUGCAGGGCCUCAAGGACAAGGAUGAGAUCAUGCGUCUGAUUCAGUAUGAGCCACCAAAGAAGUAAUGUUGGUCACCUCUUCUGCUUGGGGCUAAUGUUGGGCUUCUGUGGAUGAGAAUUUUGUUAAUAUCUCGUGAGUGUGUUCAACCGCAUCGCCCUUGGAAACGAAUCAAAAAGGAUAAAGUAAAAAAUAUGAAGCACACAUAGUUGUCUCUUUGUUUUUUCGUUUUACAGCACUCUUCACAGAGUGCCUAAAAUGUAUUUAAAGGUAACUGCAGUAAUUAUAUACACACACAAGUGACUUUGUAUGAUGCUGUGAGCGUAUUUCUUACGAUAAAAAAGUGUGACUUCAUUGCACUGCAGUGGCAGCUGGUGUGUAUGCAAUUUUGGGGGUAGCAAGCCACCUAGAAAUAACCUAUAUGUUUUAAAAUAAAACAUUAAAACAGUUGUGAAACCAUUUAAACGUUUUAAUAUAGUUAAAGCUCGUGGGUAAUUUAAACCAUUGCUUACGGGUUUUGCACAUUGAUUAAAAUUGAAUCAAACUAAUGUUUUUUUAAGUAUGAAGUGCUUGGUUUGUCUGCCCCAGUGAGAUGCACAUUUCAGAAUCUCAUUGGCCGAAUUUAAAGCACUCCCACAAAGUGCCACCCUUUGAAGAAAAUUAAGCAGAAAGUGUGCCAAUAUUUACACCCCUGGCCAUUAACAAGCCACCGUCCGAAGGUCAUUUGGAUGGGGAUUGUCACCCCUUGGCCACCGCGGCACUGGCAUCACCCCACUAAAAACGUGACCCACCAGCUGCCACUUUGCACUAAAUAUGCUGCAUCUGUAAAAUGAUAUGGCAUAAAAGGGUGACAGUAAAACACGAAUCUCCCAUUAUAUUUAAUCGUAUUUUCAUUAAAUCUGCAGCAUUAGGACUUUUGCCUGGAAGCUUCUGCUCCCUUUGAUGCUGCUUGUGAUGUAGGAUUGAUUUUACAAAAUCAGAGGGUUAUCAAAAAGUCUGUGGCUAGACAUAGAUAGCAGUUAAUGGCUGACCCUGAUGAAACUGUGCAAUUAAUUUGGCCCGUCGAUGUGAAAUUCCAUCCAUAAGAUACAUUUUGGCUUGCUCAUCAAACCUAAAUUAAUUAUUGGUGCAUGUUGGGUAAUUCAUUCAUUUAUAUCCAGCAAAAUCAAUGGCAGUCACGGCAACUAAUGACUUAAGAAUUGAGAACUUUAAACACUAGAAACACAUUUUUUCUAUUAAAUCUAAUCAUCCCGAAUUUCCUUUUAACUGAACAUUCACACGUUACCAUCGACGACAAAUAUCUAUGUGAAGCCUCAACUUUUAAAAUAAAAACAUUUUGGGACUCCACUUUCAUCACUGGUUUAUGGAUAAAUUGUUGAUAUCAAAAUAAAGCCAACCAGGAUAUUUAGUUUAAGCGAUUAUUAUCACCAGCCAUGAUUUAUCUACUGCUGGAUGAAGCUCACCCAAGCUUGCACCAUUGCUCAUAGUAUUGCAAUGCUCCAUCCAUCUAACACUUGCACGUGAGUUGAUUUCAUCGCUCCAUCUCUAGGGUGGACGUACAAUUGGGCAUGUUCCCCCGUCUCGUUCCCACCCUCUCGUUUGUCUCGACCAUCAGCCAUCAUCUCUUUGAGGUGAUGUGUCCUGCUCAAGCCCACUUGUUUCUGCUCCAAAUCUUUUGCAAAGGUGUUUAGUUUCACUAUAAUGCACCUACAGUAGCUGUGGGGGAAAAUAUUAUUGAAAGUAAUUCAACCGUCCAGCAACUACUGUAUACUCUUUGUUUUUUUCGGCAAAGUCACAUAGGUAGAAAAUAAUAGAUCACGACGUUUCGAUCGCAACACAAGCAGCCGUCAUCAGGUGAGACCAACACAGCAGGGGAAAUGCUGACGAAGGAGAAAGAGCUGCUGCAACAAGAGGUUAUAUAAGGUAGGAGGAAAGCUGCUGAUGCAGGCUGCUUCUAAAGGGUAGAAAUGGGCGUAACUAAAACGACUGCUGCGCGUGCGACAAAGGGGAGAUCGGAGGCAGGAGGAUAGAGAGGGGGUGGGGCAUAGAUAAGAAA
Messenger RNA from Petromyzon marinus (sea lamprey), 2673 nucleotides. RefSeq names its product recoverin (gene RCVRN). Gene Ontology annotation, molecular function: calcium ion binding. The record is from RefSeq and is a predicted model, not a curated record. Lineage: Eukaryota; Metazoa; Chordata; Hyperoartia; Petromyzontiformes; Petromyzontidae.